AUGCCACCACCACCCCCAACCCCCUCCACAACCUCCCCCGACAAGCCCCCGCACCCCGUGCACCACAUCUACCCCAUCUUCGUCCCCGCCGACCUCUCCGACAACUUUAUCCACGCCUUCUCCGGCGCCACCGCCGGCUUCGUCUCCGGCAUCGCAACCUGCCCGCUCGACGUCAUCAAGACCAAGCUGCAGGCCCAGGGCGGCUGGUCGCGCAUGGGGCCCGGACCCGGCGAGGUUGUCUACCGCGGCCUCUUUGGAACUGCCAGCACGAUAUGGAGGGAUGAGGGCUUUCGCGGGAUGUAUCGCGGCCUGGGACCGCUGAUAUUGGGCUAUCUGCCGACGUGGAUGGUGUAUUUUACGGUGUAUGAGAAGGCGAAGAAGUUUUUGGAGCCGGAAAUCGAGCGCACCUGGGUGACGCACAUCCUCUCCGCCAUGACCGCCGGCGCCUCCUCCACAAUCUGCACCAACCCCAUCUGGGUCAUCAAGACGCGGCUCAUGUCGCAGCCGCCCGUCACCGCCUCCUCGCCCGCCUCGCACCACUACACGUCGACGCUCGACGCCAUGCGCAAGAUGUACCUGCACGAGGGCGUGCGCGCCUUCUACUCUGGCCUGGCCCCCGCGCUCCUCGGCUUGACGCACGUGGCCGUGCAGUUCCCGCUGUACGAGCAGUUCAAGAAGAUGUUUACCGCGGGCGCGCGCGAGGGCCAGAGCGGGAGGGCAGGGCGGGGGACUUUUGGGGGAUACUGGCGGCGAGUUGUCUGA
Messenger RNA from Morchella importuna, 762 nucleotides. RefSeq lists its product as uncharacterized. The record is from RefSeq and is a predicted model, not a curated record. Gene Ontology annotation, biological process: NAD transmembrane transport. The transcript is spliced from 2 exons. Gene Ontology annotation, molecular function: NAD transmembrane transporter activity. Bases 1 to 762 code for a protein of 253 amino acids. NCBI's taxonomy places the organism in Eukaryota, Fungi, Ascomycota, Pezizomycetes, Pezizales, Morchellaceae.